Mobula hypostoma (lesser devil ray) is the source of this 7443-nucleotide messenger RNA. Its product is annotated as F-box/WD repeat-containing protein 7-like. The transcript is spliced from 11 exons. The record is from RefSeq and is a predicted model, not a curated record. The coding region runs from base 5323 to 7023 and encodes 566 amino acids. Gene Ontology annotation, molecular function: protein binding. Lineage: Eukaryota; Metazoa; Chordata; Chondrichthyes; Myliobatiformes; Myliobatidae.
UCAUUCCUGCCUGUGGCCAUCAAACUUUACAACUCCUCCCCUGGAGGGUCAGACACCCUGAGCCGAUAGGCUGGUCCUGGACUUAUUUCAUAAUUUCCUGGCAUAAUUUACAUAUUACUAUUUAACUAUUUAUUACUAUUUUUCAAUUACUAUUCUAUUACUAUUUAUUAUUUCUAUUACUAUUACUAUUUCUAUUACUAUUUAUUAUUUAUGAUGCAACUGUAACGAAAACCAAUUUCCCCCGGGAUCAGUAAAGUAUGACUAUGACUAUGUGAGGGUUGCUGGAAUUGGGCACAGGACACAAGUUGGGUCCCCACCAAACCACUGGUGGAGGUUUUUUUGAGAGGGAAGUACAUCAUAUGUAUCUCUGAUGAGAAAGCUAAGUCUGUUUGCUUCCAUCUCCCAUGUCCUUCCAGCUGAUUUUCUUCUCAGUGUUUUCCCAUUGCAUCUAUUGCCCUUGCUUCGCCAGAGAUUCAGCCUUUGAACUUUUGUCUGACUCUUCAUGUUACUGUACUUCCUCGACAACCAUCUUCCUUUGCUUUGGCAUUGUGGCCUUGUGCCAGGUGGCCACAUUUGCUGCCAGAUCAAAGCCUUCCUUGCCUUGCUGGACUUGCCCCACAAUGUCUCUGUCGUUAAGGUACAUGCAGCGUUACUGAUGGUCUUGUCACGAGAGUCUUUGACAUCUGUAGAUGAACCUUAGAACACUUGAAUCCCUCUGCAAGGCCAGUGAAAGGUAGUUAAAGAACUCCUUUACCAUAGAGACUGAUGUUACUGAUACACCUUGGGACACCGAGCCUCUUCUUUACAAAUGACAUGAUGGUUCACUUGGGCUUCUUCACAGCAGUUAGUGGGACCUCAUAGACAGUGAGUGGCCGCAUCACCUGGGGUAGGAGUCCAAACUGUAAGCACCAGAGCUUCAGUUUUCCAGUUAACAUGGUCUUAUUGAUGUAGUGCAGGCCAUUGGUGAUAUGUUGCUUUUGUAGCUGUGUCAGCUCUGUCCGUGAGGCUGGCAUUUUACCAUCUAGCUAGGCUUUUGACAGGCUCUGUUGGAAUUGGGUCAUCACUGAUGAAGUACUUUAUGUCUUUCAGCAUUCCUUUGACUAUGGAGAUGCUUUGUGACUUGCUGGGAUUGAUUUUCAUUCUGGCCCACUUGAUGUCUUCCUGCAGCUUUCCAGGUAGUCGCUUGGUGCAUGCUGCAAUAGUGGUCAGUGUUGUUAUAUCGUUCAUGUAAACCCUAAUAGGGGGAAGACAAAGUCCAGCAUUUGUUCUUUCACUGCCUACCACCCAUCUUGAAGCCCUGAUACUGACCUCCAUGGCCAUUGUGAAGGCCAGGGAUGAUAUAGUGCAACCUGCCAUAAUGUCUACAGCCAGCCUCUGCCAUGUUGUGGUAAAAUCUGCUGUUGAUAAGGUAAAUGCAAGCAGGCUUUUGCCACUGGGAGUACAACCAGAGAUCAUGAGUUAAGGGUGAAAGAUGAGAAGUUUAAGGGGAACAUGAGGUGAAAUGUCUUCACUCAGAGGGUUGUGAGAGUGGGGAAUGAGCUACUAGUACAGUUGGUCCAUGCAAACUCAAUUUCAAUGUAUGACAAGUUUGGAUAGGUAUGUGGAUAGUAGGGAUAUGGAGGCUCUGGUCCCGGUGCAGUUGAAAGGAUUAAGCAGUUUAAAUGUUUUCAGCAUGGACUAAGGCUGAAGAGCCUGUUUCUUUGCUGUAAUACUCUAUGACUGGUGGUAUUCCACAGGGAUCUGUGCUGGGACUGCUUUUUAUGUUAUACGUCAGUAAUUUGGAUGAUGGAAUUGAUGGCCUUGUGGCCAAAUUUGCAGAUGGUACGAAGAUAGGUGGAGGGGCAGGUAGCUUUGAGGAAGCAGAGAGGCUACAGAAGGAUAGACAAAUUCAGAGAAUGUGGCAGAUGGAAAACAGUGUUGGGAAGUGUUCGGAUGUGCGCUUUGGUAGAAGAAAUAAAAGGGUGGAUUAUUUUUUAAGAUUAGUUCUUAAAGGUUAAUUUGCAGGUUGAGCUGGUAGUGAGGAAGGCAAAUCCAAUGUUGGCAUUCAUUUCGAGAGGACUAGAAUAUAAAAGCAAAGAUGUAAUGUUGAGACUUUAUAAAGCACUGAUGAGGCCUCAUUUGGAGUAUUGUGAGCAAUUUUGGGCCCCUUAUCUAAGGAAGGAUGUGCUGACAUUGGAGUGGUUCCAAAAGAGGUUUGCAAAAAAUGAUUUUGGGAUUGAAAGGCUUGUCAUAUGAGGAGCAUUUAACGGCUCUGGGCCUUGAUAGAGUGGACUGGAGAGGAUGUUUCUUAUGAUGGGGGGUGGUGGUGGAGUCCAAUAUGAGAGAACACAGCCUCAGAGUAGAGGGGCGUCCUUUUAGAACAGAGAUGAGGAGAAAUUUCUUUAGCCAGGGAGUGGUGAGUCUUUGGAGUUUAUUGCCAUAGGCAGCUGUGGAGGCAAGUCUUUCAGUAUAUUUAAGGCAGAGGUUGAUAGAUUCUUGAUUAGUCAGGGCAUGAAGUGGUACGGCAAGAAGGCAAGAGAUUGGUGCUGAGAGUGGAAAAUGGAUUAGUCAUGAUAGAAUGACGAAGCAGACCGGAUAGGUCUAAUAUCCUAAUUCUGCUCCUAUGUCUAAUGGUCUUACAGCUCUUAACAGUAACAUCACGAAGGAUCCUGCCCACCCUGUUCAUGGACUUUUUAUCCAAUUUGCAUCCGGAAGGAAGCGAUGCAGCAUCCAUGCCAGGACCACCAGACUCUCAAACAGUUACUUUCCCCAAGCAAUAAGGCUGAUGAACAUCUCCACCUACCACCCACUCUCCACAACCCCAACCACCACUACUUCAACAUUUCACUUCAGAGUCACCUUAUCUACAGACACUUCUGUGCCUCAUGUCACGCUAUGGACUUACAGUUAAUUUAUAUAUAUAUUAGGUGUUUACAUUUACAUUUUUAGUGUCUUUAUCUUGUUUUUUUUUGUGUUGCAUUGGAUCCGCAGUAACCAUUAUUCUGUUCUCCUUUACACUUGGUACUGAAAAUGACAUUAAACAAUCUUGAAUCUUGAGGUUUUGUUUCUUUUAGGGAGUUUACUGAAUUGUUAUUUAGGGUUGAUUUCUGGAGCUUCCUGGUUUGAGAUGUCUGGCCUAAGUGUGGAGUGACUGAAUAGAAUGCCACGCUAUUGAUACGGUAACAGGAGUUAAUGCAAUCUGAGUACAACUCUGCCAUCGGUGUUGGUAUGGUGACAUCCAAGGGGGACCAAUAUUCUUGCAGGCAGGUUUACUAGAGCUGUUGAGAGUGGUUUAAACAAAUUGGACAGGGGGAUGAGAACCAGGAUGAUAGAGCUGAGGAUGAGCCAGUGGGUUUACAAGUAGGUAAUGAGUGUAACAUGAAUGUAAGGAAGGACAAGCCAAUGGGUACUAAUGCAGACAGAGCAAAGAGUUAAAUUGUAUCACAGAGCCAAAUUUCAAAAGGGUGAAGAAUACAGGACUGAUGGUACUGUAUUUAAAUGCGCAUAGCAUUCAGAAUAAGGUGGAUGAACUCGUGGCGCAAUUGGAGAUUGGUCAGUAUGAUGUUAGGGCAUCACUGAGUCGUGGCUGAAAGAAGGCCUUAGUUAGGAGCUUAAAGGAUAUACUUUGUAUCGAAAGGGCAGGCAGGAAGGCAUAGGCGGUGAUGUGGCUGUAUUGGUAUGAUGUGAAACUACCUCUUGAGAAAGAGGUGACAUAGGAUCAGAGAAUGUUGAAACUAAGUGGGUGGAGUUAAGAAAUUGCAAUAGUAAAAAAAACAUUAUGGGAAUCAUAUAUAGACCUCUAAAUACUAGCCAAGAAGUCGGGUUGAGAUUGCAAAGGUAACUGGAAAAGGCAUGUAAUAAGGGUAAUGACACUAUUGUAGUGGGGGAACUUCAAUAUGCAAGAGGGUUUGGAAAGUCAGGGUGUUGUUCGAUCGCAAGAGAGGGAAUUUCUUGAAUGGCUACAAAAUGGCUUUGUAGAGCAGCUUGUGCUUGAGCCUGCUAGGGGAAAUACUAUCUUUAUUCUUGUGGGAUAAUGCCUUUCCUGACAAGGGGGAUCACUCUGCUUGGCAGAUGAGGCUCGUGGCUGUGAAACAAUCUCAGAUUGCGUAUUGUGUAAUAACCCAGAUUUUAUUAGGGAGCUUAUUGUAAAGAAACAUAGGAGGCAGUGAUCAUAAUAAGAUUGAAUUUAUACUGCAGUUUGAGAGGGAGAAGUAUAAGUAGCAUGUAUCAGUAUCAUAAUAGGAUAAUGGGAAUUACAGAAACAUGAGAGAGGAGCUUGCCCAGGUGGAUUGGAGGAGGAUACUGGCAGGGAUGAUGGCAGAGCAGAGAUGGCUGAAGUUUUUGGGAAUAGUUCACAAGGCGCAGGAUGGAUAUGUCCCACAGAAGAAGUAGUUCUUAAAUGGCAGGGUAGGCAACUGUGGCUGACAAGGGAAGUUAAGGACUGCAUAAAACCCAAUGAAAGGGUACAUAAAGUAGCAAAAGUGAGUGGGAAGUUGGAUGAUUGGGAAUUUUUAAAAUCCAAACAAAGGGCAACUAACAAAGCUAUAAGAAGGGAAAAGAUGAAAUAUGAGGGCAAACUAGCCAAUAAUAUAAAGCAGGAUACUAGAAGUUUUUUCAGUUAUAUAAAGAGUAAAAGGGAGGUGAGAGUUGAUAUUGGACCACUAGAAAAUGUUGCUGGUGAGUUAGUAAUGGGGGACGAAGAAAUGGCAGAUGACCUUAAUGAGUACGUUGCAUCAGUCUUCACUGUGGAAGACACUAGUAGUGUGUCAAAGGUCUGUGAAUGUCAUGGAGUAGGAGUGGGUGCCAUUGCUAUUACAAAGGAAAAAGUGCUCGGCAAACUCAAAGGUCUUAAGGUGAAUAAGUCACAUGGACCAGACGGACUGCGUCCCAGAGUCCUGAGAGAGGUUGCUGAAGGGAUAACGGCUGCCUUGGUCAUGAUCUUUUAACAAUGACUUGAUUCUGGCAUGGACCUGGAGGACUGGAAAAUUGCAAAUGUCGCUCCACUCUUUCAGAAGGGAGGAAGGCAAAAGAAAAGAAAUUAUAGGCCAGUUAGCCAAACCUCAGUGGUUGGGAAAGUGUUGGAGUUUAUUAUUAAGAAUGAAGUUUCGGGGUACUUGGAGACUAAUGAUUAAAUAAGUCAGAAGUCAGCAUGGUUUUUUGCAAGGGAAAUCGUGCCUGAUAUAUCUGUCAGAGUUCUUCGAGGAAGUAACAAGAAGGGUGGACAAAGGAGGGGCGGUAGAUAUCAUUUACUUGGAAGGCAUUUGAUAAGGAGCCACACAGGAGGCUGCUUAACAAGAUAAAAUCCCAUGAUGUUACAGCGAAGAUACUGUCGUGGAUAGAGGAAUGGCUGACAGGCAGGAAGCUGUGAGUGGGAAUAAAAAGAACCUUUUCUGGUUGGCUGCCAGUGACGAGUGGUGCUCCUCAGGGAUGAAGCGAAAAUCAGAGAAUGGCCUUGAUGUGCGAUCAUUGUCACCAGGAAAGAAAUUGUGCAAAGGAUCUGAAUACUCCAGUUCCCUCUCACCGUGCAUAAAUACUGCCACAACGUUUGGAGAUAUAAGGAAUGGCAAUAUCCCAGGUCAACAUCGGCGGCGUAUUACAUCUGUAACACCUCCGACAGAUCUUCAGGAGUGGCUUGGCAUGUUCCAGAAAUGGAGUGGCCCUGAGAAGCUUCUGGCGCUGGAUGAACUUAUUGAUCGCUGUGAGACUUCUCAGAUCAAGUACAUGAUGCAGGUCAUUGAACCCCAGUUCCAGCGGGACUUCAUCUCCCUCCUGCCUAAGGAGUUAGCACUGUAUGUCCUGUCAUUUCUGGAGCCAAGGGACCUGCUGCGGGCAGCACAGACUUGUCGGUAUUGGCGCAUCCUGGCUGAGGAUAAUCUGCUCUGGAGAGAAAAGUGCAGAGAGGAAGUGAUUGAGGAGCCCCUGUACCUACGGCGGCGUCGAAUGCUCAGUACGGGUUUCAUGUACAGUCCAUGGAAAUCGGCCUUCAUGCGGCAGCACAAGAUCGACACCAACUGGCGAUCCGGAGAGAUCAAACCUCCAAAGGUGUUGAAAGGUCAUGAUGAUCAUGUCAUCACCUGUCUGCAGUUCUCAGGAAAUCGUAUUCUGAGUGGCUCAGAUGACAACACACUUAAAGUAUGGUCUGCAUUAACAGGCGAGUGUGUGCAGACACUGGUUGGACACACGGGUGGAGUUUGGUCAUCGCAGAUGAGGGGGAGCAUCGUCAUUAGUGGUUCAACAGACCGUACCCUGAAAGUGUGGAAUGCAGAAACGGGCGAGUGUAUACACACGCUUUAUGGCCAUGCCUCCACUGUCCGGUGCAUGCACCUCCACGGCAACAAGGUAGUGAGUGGAUCAAGAGACGCUACUCUCAGAGUGUGGGACAUUGACACAGGGCGGUGUUUACACACGUUACUGGGACACGUGGCUGCUGUCCGCUGCGUGCAGUAUGACGGGAAAAGGGUCGUGAGUGGUGCUUAUGACUACACUGUAAAAGUGUGGGAUCCAGAGACUGAGACCUGUGUGCACACUCUUCAGGGACAUACAAACAGAGUCUACUCACUUCAGUAUGAUGGCGUACAUAUUGUCAGCGGAUCCCUUGACACUUCGAUACGGGUGUGGGACGCAGAGAAUGGCAACUGUUUACACACGUUAAUGGGGCACCAGUCAUUAACCAGUGGUAUGGAGCUGAAGGACAACAUCCUGGUGUCUGGGAAUGCUGAUUCCACUGUGAAAAUCUGGGAUAUCAAGACAGGACAGUGUCUGCAGACAUUACAAGGUCCGAACAAACAUCAGAGUGCUGUUACCUGCCUGCAGUUCAUCCAGAAGUUUGUUGUCACCAGCUCGGACGAUGGGACAGUUAAAUUAUGGGACCUCAAAACUGGCGAAUUCAUUCGCAAUCUGGUGGCACUUGAGAGUGGCGGCAGUGGCGGUGUUGUGUGGCGGCUCCGAGCUUCUAAGACAAAGCUAAUUUGUGCAGUGGGCAGUCGGAAUGGUACAGAGGAGACGAAGCUGCUGGUGCUGGACUUCGACGUGGACAUGAAGUGAGGGUAGUUUGUGAGGUGGUGUGCUGCUAUGCACUCCUGACCCCUGACCACAAGCAGCAAGCUGCGUCAACCUCCCUGCUGUCCAUUCCAGUUUGCCAAAGAAGACUUGACCUUGUGGGGGAAAACCAGAGGUGGAUCUGCAGCAACCCCAUAAGGGGUAGUGGUGCCCCUCCGGAGAGGGGCCAGCCGGUCUGCCGUUGCAAGCCUAUAGCACUCAUGCGGGGAGCAAUUUGGGAAAUACUUAAAGCACCUUAGAACUGAGCCAUCACAGGACAUCCAUCUGUCUCGAAGACGAGACACUUGGAGACACCUUAGAGACUUGCCAAAAUUGUUAGAAACAGAAACUUGUACAUAAAAUGGUUCUAUCUGUAUAUUAUAUAAAAGUGUAUCUAUGUGACAAUGAGGUAAAGCGUCCUUAACU